Molecule: messenger RNA, 2819 nt
Organism: Haliaeetus leucocephalus (bald eagle)
Lineage: Eukaryota; Metazoa; Chordata; Aves; Accipitriformes; Accipitridae
Gene: SLC45A3
Product: solute carrier family 45, member 3
Exons: 6
Coding region: 390-2117 (575 amino acids)
Biological process (GO): transmembrane transport
Cellular component (GO): membrane
Molecular function (GO): sucrose:proton symporter activity
Source: RefSeq, a predicted model, not a curated record
CAUCAGGAAGCGGAGCGCGGGUGGCUGCAGAGGCGUCUGCCGCGGCCAGGUUCCUUCUAAAGACUGUUGAACGGGAGAGGAGUUUGGGAAGCGUGAUGUGACCGUGGACUUCCAGAAACCCUGAAGACUUGUGAGGACAGCGUGUGAGCAGAAGGGGAAGCGCGGAGUGGGACCCCUGCCUGCCCACGCCUGGAUUCGACAUUGCUGGGGCCACAUCUUGCAAUAAGAGGAAGAGGAAAAGACGGUUCAUUCACCAUCGCUGAAAAUGGGAGGCAGCAUCUGUCCAGCAGACCAGGAAGGGAAGCUCCAGACCUUGCCUGUGGGGCAUCCCUGGGAGUGCCGCAGCCGGAGCGACACAGCCCUCUGUCAGUAAGGGGUGUCAGGGCAGCAUGGCUCAGAGAGCCUGGGUCAGCAUGCUCUUCCACAACCGCAAGACCCAGCUCCUGCUGGUCAACUCCCUGACGUUCGGCCUGGAGGUCUGCCUGGCCGCAGGGAUAACCUACGUGCCUCCGCUGCUGCUGGAAGUGGGCGUGGAGGAGAAGUUCAUGACCAUGGUUUUGGGGAUAGGACCUGUCCUUGGCUUGGUUUUUGUCCCACUGAUCGGAUCCGCCAGCGACCACUGGCACAGCAGCUAUGGCCGAAGGCGACCUUUCAUCUGGAUGCUUUGCCUGGGAGUCUUGCUGAGCCUCUUCGUUAUCCCACAUGCCAGCAGCCUGGCCAGCCUGUUUGCCCUCAACACUCGGCCGCUGGAGAUUGCCUUCCUCAUCCUGGGCAUCGGGCUACUGGAUUUCUGCGGCCAGGUCUGCUUUACUCCACUGGAGGCCCUGCUCUCAGACCUCUUCCAGGAGCCAGACAACUGCCGCCAGGCCUUCUCCAUGUAUGCCUUCAUGAUCAGCUUGGGGGGCUGCAUCGGCUACCUCCUUCCAGCCAUUGACUGGGGUGGCAGCUUUCUGGCCCCGUACCUGGGAGGGCAGGAGACCUGCCUCUUCAGCCUCCUUGCCAUCAUCUUCCUCGGCUGUGUGCUGGCCACGCUCUUUGUGACAGAGGAGGCAGCCACCCAGGCAGAUGUUCUGGAUGGCCCCGCGCUGAAGGACGUUCCCCCUAAGUCCUCACCUCCUGCCUGCUGCUCUUGCCAGGUCUCCAGGAGCUCGUGUCUGCUGCAGGCCAGGCACAUGAUGCAGGCCCUGAGAAACCUUUGCACGCUGGUGCCACGGCUUCACAGCCUCUACUGCCGCAUCCCCAAGGUCAUCCGGCGCCUGUUCGUGGCCGAGCUCUGCAGCUGGAUGGCACUCAUGACUUUCAUGCUGUUCUACACGGACUUUGUUGGGGAAGGGCUGUACCACGGCGUCCCCAGAGCCAAGCCAGGCACGGAUGCCAGACGCCACUACGAUGAAGGUGUCCGGAUGGGUAGUUUGGGCCUCUUCCUGCAAUGCAUCACAUCCAUCUUCUUUUCGACAAUCAUGGACCGGAUGGUGAAGCAGUUUGGGACACGGGCGGUCUACCUGGCCAGCGUGGUGUUCUUCCCCGUGGCUGCCUUCGUCAUGUGCCUCUCCCACAGUGUCAUUGUUGUUACCAUCUCAGCUGCUCUGACGGGCUUCACCUUCUCUGCACUCCAGAUCCUGCCAUACACACUGGCAUCACUGUAUCAUCACGAAAAACAGGUAUUUUUGCAUAAAUAUAAGAGCGAAGAGGAGGAAGACGCAGCUCGAUUGGAGAAGAAAUCAGCUUUCUCUAAAGGCCACCUUCCCAGCCAGAAGCUGCCUUACCAGAAUGGACAUGCUGGGAGCCUCUUCUCUUCUUCCUCUCCCUCCUCUUCUCCUCCAGCCGCCGGCUCGGCUCUGUGCGUCAGCUCCUCCUGCGACGUCUCGCUCAUGAUGAUGGUGGGAGAACCGGACUCAGUGGCUCCUGGCCGAGGGAUCUGCCUGGACCUGGCUAUUUUGGACAGUGCUUUCCUCCUUUCUCAGGUUGUCCCCUCCCUCUUCAUGGGGUCCAUCGUCCAGUUUACGCAGUCAGUGACUGCCUACAUGGUGUCAGCUGCUGGCUUUGGCCUGGUAGCCAUUUACUUUGCAACCAAAGUUGUCUUUGAUAAGAGUGACAUGGCGAAGUAUUCGGUGUGAUGUGGAAGGCACAAGGGCAGCACGCGGGGGUGCCUGCACGUGACAAAACGAGAUGUGUGUUGUUCACAUGGCCGUUUGUGCGAAGCCUCGUGUGGAACCUGCUGUCCCCAUGCUGUUGCUGUAGCCCCGGAGGGCAGUUCUGGGGCUGGGGGCAGGAGAGGUGCAGCAGGGCUAAUCUCAGGUGUAAAUAGGAGGCAUCGGGGCAUUGCGAUUCUGGCCAUCAGUGCUUUCCAAAGGUGCCUUUAUGAAAAGAAGGCGCUGCACAGCCAGCACCAAAGGAGGUUAUACAGGGGGGAGAAAGGAAAUGGACUUUUCUUUUAAUAACGGGUCAUGUUUCUGAGCAGGAGAGGCAGUAGUAUGGGGAGGGAAGAAAUCAUUGGCUCUCCUGUUUUCCAGUUACAGCUGUAUCCUCUUCCCCUGCUUGCUGUAGUUUUACUCAACUUCUUGAGCAAUACUUCUGCAAAUAGGACACUGGGAGGAGAUCUACUUGGAAAAAAAAAGAUGGGUGGCUAACGUUUGGCCAUGGAGCAAAGGGGGUGCAUAUGGGUGCGUGAAUGCUUCUGUCCUUCCCCACCUCUGUUCUGACUGGGAGAAACCCUUUAGGAGAAAAGUUACAAUGUCUUGUUUCGGAAAAACAAAUAAGGUUUCAUUAGGACCAAUUCCAAAAGGUGACUUAUCUUUUACCUAUGUACCAGAUUGCAU